Sebastes umbrosus (honeycomb rockfish) is the source of this 658-nucleotide messenger RNA. Its product is annotated as gamma-crystallin S-1-like. Bases 73 to 594 code for a protein of 173 amino acids. The record is from RefSeq and is a predicted model, not a curated record. Gene Ontology annotation, biological process: visual perception; lens development in camera-type eye. The transcript is spliced from 3 exons. Lineage: Eukaryota; Metazoa; Chordata; Actinopteri; Perciformes; Sebastidae. Gene Ontology annotation, molecular function: structural constituent of eye lens.
UCAUCCGUGGGUUAUAAAGGCAGAGUGGAGCUCAAGGCUGCUGCUACAGUGUUACGAAGGUUAACCGCCACAAUGGGUAAGAUCAUCUUCUACGAGGACAGGAACUUCCAGGGGCACUCAUACGAGUGCAGCAGCGAAUGCUCCGAGCUGCAUUCCCACUUCAGCCGCUGCAACUCCAUCAAAGUGGACAGCGGUGACUGGAUGGUCUAUGAGCGACCCAGCUACAUGGGCUACCAGUACUUCCUGAAGAAAGGCGACUAUUCAGACUACCAGCGCUGGAUGGGAUUCAACGACUGUGUGCGAUCCUGCCGUAUGAUCCCUAUGCACCAAAGCUCUCACAGAAUGAUGAUCUACCAGCGCCCAGAGUUCGGAGGCCAGGUGAUGGAGCUGACCGACGACUGUCCCUCCCUGAACGAACGCUUCCACUUCAACGACAUCAACUCCUGCAACGUGAGGGACGGUCACUGGAUCUUCUACGAGCAUCCCAACUACAGGGGGCGCCAGUAUCUGAUGAGCCCCGGUGAAUACAGGAGGUUUAACGAGUGGGGAAGCUCCACUUCCAGGGUGGGAUCCAUCAGACGUGUCAGCAUGUGAGGAAAGCUGACUCCAGACACUGUUUAUGUGAAGUACCGUCAAUAAAUCGAUCCAAUAACCACUA